This is a messenger RNA of Staurois parvus, 336 nucleotides long. NCBI's taxonomy places the organism in Eukaryota, Metazoa, Chordata, Amphibia, Anura, Ranidae. The record is from the annotation of a GenBank genome assembly.
AUGCAGACUGCUUCUACAAACAUUUGUGAAAGACUGUGUAAUAAGUCCAUCCAUGAAAUUUCCUUGCUGCUAAACAUUCCACGGUCAACUGUUAAUGGUAUUAUAACAAAGUGGAAGCAACUGGGAACAACAGCAACUCAGCCAAGUAGUGGUAGGAACUUUAAAAUGAGAGAGCGGGGGCAGUGUGUGCUGAAGCGCACAGUGCACAGAAGUCGCCAACUGUCUGCAGAGUGAAUAGCUAAAGACCUCCAAACUUCAUGUGACCUUCAGAUUAGCACAACAGUGCAUAGAGAGCUUCAUGAAAUGGGUUUCCAUGGCCGAGCAGCUGCAUCCAAG